Paramecium sonneborni is the source of this 1587-nucleotide messenger RNA. The record is from the annotation of a GenBank genome assembly. Lineage: Eukaryota; Ciliophora; Oligohymenophorea; Peniculida; Parameciidae.
AUGGGAGAAAAACGAAUAGAUAAAUACGUGUUCAAUACUAAGAAUAAAGUUGGAGAAGGAUCUUAUGCAACAGUAUAUAAAGGAUUAAAUGAAAAAACUGGAGAGAAAGUGGCUAUAAAAAUGUUGAGUAAAUCUGUCAUAAAUGCGUAAUUGUAAUAAAGUGAAUAGAUAGAGAUGAUUAUUUAAGAGAAGGAUUGAUUUAAGAAAUAAAAAUAAUGUAGAAGUUAAAGAGUCCAAAUAUUGUAUAGCUAUUCGAUGUAAUGGAAACAUAAAAUAAUUAUUAUAUUGUUUAAGAAUUUUGUGAUGGUGGAGAUUUUGAUGAGUAAAAUAUAAUGUCCAAUAUAAUAAGAUUAUUAAAGAAACGCAAAAUCUUGAGCGAGAAAGAAGCAAUAAAAUUUUUGAUAGAUAUUUUAAAUGGUUUCACUUAAUUGAUUAAAAAUGGAAUUACACAUAGAGAUUUAAAACCUGCAAAUAUUUUAAUUGAUAAGGCUGUAUUUCAAUAAAAUUAUAAAAUUCUAUUAGACAUUUAAAUUGGCAGAUUUUGGUUUUGCCAAAUGUGUUGAUAAUUUUAAAAAGGACAUGAUGUCAUCAAUGGUUGGAACACCUUUGUAUAUGAGUCCAUAAAUAUUGGAUCAUAAGAGAUACAAUUCUAAAACUGAUAUUUGGAGUAUAGGAUUCAUCUUCUAUGAGGCUUUAUUUGGCAAGAGUAUUUAAUUUAAUUUUAUAUACAGCUCCUUGGACAGCUAGAUCUCCUGCUGAAUUAUUAAAAAACAUUAAAAAUUAACCAUUAAAGUUUCCUAUUGAUAAAAUUCCAGUAUCUUAAGAAACAUAAGAUUUAAUUAUUGGAUGUCUAUAAUCAGAUGAAAAUAAACGAUUUUCUUGGGAAGAUAUAUACAAACAUCCUGCUAUUUCUUAACAUUUUUCUGAAUUCUUGAAGAGCAAUUCUAAACUUGAAGAUAAAGCCUAAUAUUUAAUAAACGAUAUAAGGUUGAUGAUUAUUAAAGAAAAAUUAGAUAUAACUAAAUUAUUUGCUGAAUUAGAUAUGUCUAAAGAUAAGGCAUUAGAUUUGAAUGAAUUAGGUAGAUUUCUAACUAGAGUUGAUAAAGAUAUAUAAAGAGAAGAAAUAGAAUACAUUUUUAAUAAAUUUGAUGAAGAUGGAAGUAAUUCAAUAGAAUUUGAAGAAUUCUAAAAAUGGUUGGAAGAUAAUUCUAUUCAUGUUCAUUAAAAUCAAUCAAAUAGAGAAUAACAAAAAAAACAAUCUAUUCUUACUAAAAAAAAUAUUGUAGAAAGAGCAAAUUAAGUUAUUGAAAAGUUAAAACUUGCAAUUAACAAAUAUAAUAUCUAAUUAAUUGAUUUAUUUAAAAAGGUAAUUAUACUAUUUUUUAUUUAUUAUCAUAGUUUGACAAAUCUGCAGAUUUAAAAUUAGAUAUUAAAGAAAUGGGAAUGAUGUUAAAGAAAAUUGAAUCAAAUAUCACUGAGGAUGAAACACAAACAGUUUUUGACUAUUUUGAUAUUAAUAAAGAUGGAGAAAUAACAUUUUAAGAAUUUUAGACAUCUUUAUAAGAAUGUAUUAUUCGUAAAAAAUGA